UUUCGAAGGAAGUGCCAGUCACUCGUUGUCCAACUCGAACGAUGAGUGUGGUGGUAGAAUCUUUAAACUAUUCCCUCAAUCUGGGAUCAUCGUUAGGGUGGUUUCUCGUCUUGGUAGUUGCCAUUUUAACGGUUUACCACUACAUAUUCCAAUCGUCCCGAUAUGCUAAACUAGGAAACAAGUUACCGGGGCCCCAUUUCACCCUACCCCUCAUUGGAGAUGCUCACACGAUGAUAAAUAAAACCCCAACAGAAAUUUUGGACUACGCGUUCAAGCUCUAUCAAGACAAAGGUAGCGUGCUGAGAUUUUGGUUUGGUAAUAGGUUGACGACGGCACUGGUCGAUCCACGGGAUGUAGAAUUGAUUUUGGGUAGCAAUGCCCACUUGGAAAAGAGCUUGGACUAUAAACUGUUCGAGCCUUGGCUAGGUGAUGGUCUUCUUAUAAGCAAAGGAGAGAAAUGGAGGUCCCAUCGGAAGAUGAUAGCGCCUACCUUCCAUCAAUCCAUCCUGAAGACUUUCAUGCCCGUUUUUAACAAAAACGCUAACGACUUAGUUCAGUUGUUGAGGAGCGAAGUGGUUGGGAAAGUUUGUGAUGUCCACGAUUACAUGAGUGGGGCCACCGUGGAUGUUCUCUUAGAAACCGUGAUGGGUGUGAAGAAGGCAAAGGAAGCAAAAUCGAGUUUUAAGUACGCCAAAGCUGUAAUGGACAUGUGUGGUAUACUUCACUUCCGCCACGUUCGUCUAUGGAUGCGUCCAGACUUCUUCUUCCGGUUCACCAAGUACUUCAAAGAACAAGUUUCGCAUCUGAAGACCAUCCACACCUUAACUGACUCGGUUAUCAAAAACAAGAAGUUAGCCUUCUUCGAACGGAAGGAGAAAGGCGACGUGAGUUUAUACGAAACCGCUGUUAAGGAAACAGAGGAAGAAAACAAGAACCCGAUGAAAGACCAAGGCUUGAGUUAUGGGAGCCAUCUUCGAGACGACUUAGACGAAAACGAUGAAAGCAUCGGAGAGAAGAAGAGGUUGGCGUUUUUGGACUUCAUGGUAGAGGCGAGUCACACGUCGGGCAACAAACUAAGCGACGAAGAAAUCCGGGAGGAAGUUAGCACGAUCAUGUUCGAAGGCCACGACACGACGGCAGCGGCUUCCAGUUUCUUUAUUUGCGUUCUAGGGGUUUAUCCAGACAUCCAGGAAAAAGUCUACCAGGAAGUCAGAGAUAUUUUCCAGGAUAGCGACCGUCCGGUUACGUUUAGCGACACUUUGGAGAUGAAAUAUCUCGAGAGGGUGCUCCUAGAGACACUAAGAAUGUACCCGCCGGUUCCCGUUAUCACUAGAGUUAUCCGAGAGGAAGUUAAAUUAGCUUCCGGGGAUUAUAUUCUCCCGAAGGACACCACUGUGGCGAUCCCUCAGCUGCUGAUCCAUCGCAACGCCAAAUAUUAUCCGAAUCCUGAAAAGUUCGACCCUGAUAAUUUCCUACCCGAAAGGUGCACCCAGAGGCACUAUUACAGUUUUAUUCCUUUCAGUGCCGGGCCCAGGAGUUGCGUUGGGAGAAAAUACGCAAUGUUGAAGCUCAAAGUUCUGCUGUCUACUGUCGUUCGCAAUUUUAAGGUUAAGUCUGUGGUGGACGCAAAAGAUUUUAAGUUGCAAGGAGACAUUAUUUUGAAGAGGUCGGACGGCUUUCAUGUUAUUUUAGAAAAUAGAAAUUAGUGUUGUUGUUUGUUGAUACAGAAUUUUAGUUGUGUUUAGGUUUAGCAACUGGAAACUAGAAAUUUGAACUAGUUUAGUGAACAAUAAAUUAUGCAAUCAUAAAA
Zophobas morio is the source of this 1810-nucleotide messenger RNA. RefSeq names its product cytochrome P450 4g15-like (gene Cyp4g7). NCBI's taxonomy places the organism in Eukaryota, Metazoa, Arthropoda, Insecta, Coleoptera, Tenebrionidae. The transcript has 7 exons. Gene Ontology annotation, molecular function: monooxygenase activity; iron ion binding; heme binding. Bases 42 to 1706 code for a protein of 554 amino acids. The record is from RefSeq and is a predicted model, not a curated record.